This is a messenger RNA of Callithrix jacchus (white-tufted-ear marmoset), 509 nucleotides long. It is a transcript of the gene IL36A, whose product is annotated as interleukin 36 alpha. Lineage: Eukaryota; Metazoa; Chordata; Mammalia; Primates; Cebidae. Gene Ontology annotation, molecular function: interleukin-1 receptor binding; cytokine activity. Gene Ontology annotation, biological process: cytokine-mediated signaling pathway; positive regulation of gene expression; cellular response to lipopolysaccharide. The record is from RefSeq and is a predicted model, not a curated record.
AUGGAAAAAGUGUUAAAAUCUGUCAGACCUCAGCUGAGAAGCAUUCAGGAUAUCAAUCAUCGGGUGUGUAUUCUUCAGGAUUGGACCCUCAUAGCAGUCCCAAGAAAGCACCAUAUGACUCCAGUCACUAUUGCCUUAAUUUCAUGCCAACAUGUGGAGACCCUUGAGAAAGACAGAGGGAACCUCGUCUACCUGGGACUGAAUGAGCUAAAGCUCUGCCUGAAGUGUGCUAAGGUUGGAGAGCAGCCUGCACUGCAGCUAAAGGAACAGGAUAUAAUGGAUUUGUAUGACGAACCCAAGCCUGUGAAGCCAUUUCUCUUCUACCACAGUUAGAGUGGCAGAAGCUCCACCUUUGAGUCUGUGGCCUUCCCUGGUGUCAGCUCUGAAGGAGGCUGUCCUGUCAUCCUUACCCAAGAACUGGGGAAAGCCGACACCACUGACUUUGGGUUAACUAUGCUGUCUUAAGGUUAGUUUGGGUUUGGAGGUUGGUCUCCAUGCAGAGAAAAUCU